UCAGUACUGUACAUAGCUCCAACUUCCAAGAAACGGUAUAUGACAAAAUAUAAUAUGCAGGCUGCACAGGAACCGAAAAUGGAAUCCAGGUCUGGAGAACCAGAAGUAAGGAAGGUUCAGCCGAGCAAAGGCAGUUCAGUUCUUGUCAAUCCAAGACAGACUGGGAAUCCUGUGUUGAAGUGCAUUAGAAAUGUUCCAUGGGAGUUUGCUGAUAUCAUUCCUGACUAUGUGAUGGGACGAACUACCUGCGUAUUGUUUCUCAGCUUGAGGUAUCACCAGCUGCAUCCAGACUACAUACAUGUACGUUUGAAGGAGCUUGGCAGGCAGUAUGAACUACGCAUCCUACUCUUGCAAGUUGACAUCAAGGAUCCACACCACUAUGUUAAAGAACUAGCAAAGAUUGCGAUUUUAGUGGACUGCACACUCAUGCUCGCCUGGAGUCCCGAAGAGGCGGGAAGAUAUUUGGAGACUUACAAAGCGUUUGAGAGUAAACCACCAGAUAUGAUCAUGGAGCGAACAGAUAACAAUUACAUGGCUCAGCUUACUGACUGCCUUACCUCGAUAAAGAAAGUAUCGAAGACAGAUGCUCAGACUCUGCUGUCAACAUUUGGGUCGCUGGAGAAAAUAGUAAAAACCAGCAAAGAUGAUCUUUCACUGUGUCCAGGCGUUGGUCCACAGAAGGCCCAACGGUUGUACGACAUGUUCCAUGAACCGUUUCUCAAAGCGAACAAGCAGAAGACAGAAACUGGGUCGCGGUGAUGGUGCAUGUGUCGUACCCGUAUGCAUCCACCGUAGCGAGCAGUAUGACAACCCUGCACAGAGAAGACAUGUCAAUCCAAGCCUGCAUCUGUGAUGGGGACAGUGAUGCCGUCGACAAUCGACAAUCGAGUUCACUAGCAGUACAAUAAUCUCAAUACGCAAAGAUUUAUAUGAGGUUUCUAUGAAUUGAAGUUUGUAUAUAGUGUAUAGUUUCUUUCUAUUAAGAAUAAAUAACAUGUUUCAUAAA
Molecule: messenger RNA, 1006 nt
Organism: Priapulus caudatus
Lineage: Eukaryota; Metazoa; Priapulida; Priapulimorpha; Priapulimorphida; Priapulidae
Product: DNA excision repair protein ERCC-1-like
Exons: 10
Coding region: 40-759 (239 amino acids)
Biological process (GO): meiotic mismatch repair; UV-damage excision repair; nucleotide-excision repair
Cellular component (GO): nucleus; ERCC4-ERCC1 complex; nucleotide-excision repair factor 1 complex
Molecular function (GO): single-stranded DNA binding; damaged DNA binding
Source: RefSeq, a predicted model, not a curated record